Molecule: messenger RNA, 1928 nt
Organism: Eimeria acervulina
Lineage: Eukaryota; Apicomplexa; Conoidasida; Eucoccidiorida; Eimeriidae
Exons: 2
Source: RefSeq, a predicted model, not a curated record
AGACAGCUGAGCAGCCCAAAGAUAAAAGAGAGACUCAGAGACAGCCGGGGGAUUCGUUGCUGUUGUACAAUAAAGAAGCAGAUUGCUGCGGCUGCAACUGCGGCUGCUGCUGCCUGGCUAGUGCAGACGAAGAGGCGGAUGCUGCUGCUGAUGCAGCUGCUGCUGCUGCAUGCGAUUGCUGCAGCACAGCAGCAGCAGCAGCAGACGUAGAAGCAGCAGACACGCACUGGACAGAAGAGGAUCAAGGAGAAGACGACGGAGACCCCUGCUGCAGCAGCGGCUGCUGCUGCUGUGCUUUCGAGGGCUCUGGGGAGACAGGUGGGCCCUGCAGCGCAGCAGUAGCAGCAGCAGCAGCAGCAGCUGAACGAAGACCUGCUCGGGGGCCUCUUGAUAAGCGUAUUGUGCUGCAGCGGGAGUUGCAGGAGCUUCAUCGCAAGCAGCAGCAGCUCUUAGAGAGACACCAGCGGCUGCAGCUGCAGCGCAUGCAGCAGCAGCAGCAGCAACAUGCAUCUCGCAGCAUAAGCCCCGUCGGGGCUCGGCCUCGCAGGCAGCAAAAGAAAGCACCCUGGAAUUCAGACACAGGGAAUGUAGAUUGUCAUAGAGCAACGGCAGCAGAUUUGCUGCUUCGACGGCUGCGCAGCACAAGCCCUCAUUCUGCUGCUGCUGCUGCUGCAUAUAGAGAGAGGCUUGCGGAGAUGGAGACAGAUUUAAAACCAUUCGUGCAGCUGUAUAAGGAACGCUUCGGGGGACAGCAGCAGCAGCAGCUGCUGCUGCAGCAGCAAAGACGCAUGCGGGUAGCAGCUGCUCGAGCUGCUGCCAGCAGCAGCAGCAGAAACAGACGCAGCAUGUAUGACUUCGAUAUUAAUUUCAAUACGCAGCAGCAGCUCCUCCGCUACAAGCAGUACCAGCAGCUGCAGCAGCAGCUGCAGCAGCAGCAGCAGCAGAUUGCCUCGACACCUUUGGAGCUCCAGCCGCUGCAGGCAGAGUUGCUGCAGCAGCAGCGGUUGCUGCUGCAGCAGCAACAGCUGCUAGAACAGCAACUGAAAGAGCUGCAGGACCAGCAGCAGCUACUGCUGCAGCAGCAGCCACAGCAAGGCCCCCCACAACAUCAACAGCAACAGCAGCAGCAGCAGCAGCAGCAAGAAGACUCGCUGCUGCUGCCAGCAGCACCGCCCCUGCGUUCACACGCCCCAUCGGUAGGGGGCCUCAUGAACAGCAGCAAAGGAGCAGCUGCUGCAUCUGCUGCGGGCUCCGUGCUGCAGCUGCAGCUGCCUUCGCAGCCGCCGCAGCAGCAGCAGCAGCAAGUGCAGCAGCAGGAUGUAGUGCCGCUGCUGCAACAGGAAGCAGCGGCAGUCUUAUCCGAAGCUCUUAUGCCUGCUGCUGAAGCAAGCGGAGCAGACGCUGCAGCAGCAGGUGCUGCUGCCACUGCUGCUGCUGUUGCUCCUGUUGCUGCUGCUGCUCCUGUUGUAGCUGCUGCUGCUGCGGCGCCGCAGCCCGUGCCCACGCAUCCGCAGCAGCAGCAGUUGCUGCAGCAGCAGGCUCAGGACGAAAGGGGACCGGAAGGAGCAGCAGCAGCAGCAGCUGCUGCUAGUGGUGGGUGGACAGAGAAUUUGGAGCAGCAGCUGCUGCUGCUGCAGCAGCAAGAGCAGCAACUACUGCAGCAGGAGGAGUUUCUACGCAUGCAACUGCAGCAAAAGAAAUUGUUAAGGUCUCAGCAAAGGGGAGCUGCUGCUGCAGAGGUGACGGAGACGCAGCAGCAACAGCCAGUGCAGCAGCAGCAAGUGCAGCAGCAGCAGCAGCAGCACAGUGAGGCCUUCCUGCUGCUGCAGCAGCAGCAAUGGCGCAGCGUCCCGCUGCAGCCGAUGCAGAGGGAAGACAGCAGAAAAAUGCAGAUUGAGUUGGUAUUAGACGCACAGCGCUGUCUCUAG